Messenger RNA from Oncorhynchus keta (chum salmon), 5645 nucleotides. RefSeq names its product MyoD family inhibitor (gene mdfi). The record is from RefSeq and is a predicted model, not a curated record. NCBI's taxonomy places the organism in Eukaryota, Metazoa, Chordata, Actinopteri, Salmoniformes, Salmonidae. The coding region runs from base 889 to 1629 and encodes 246 amino acids. The transcript has 7 exons.
GACCUAGUGUCAUGAUCCAGUAUCAGGGUGAUUUAUUUGUGAGACAAAUUGAAUAUGAUUUGGCAUGCGUGUGUUGUUGAACUUCAAGCCUCUCUCUCUCUCUGAAAAAUGCAGACUAUUUUGUUUGAAAGCGCUUAAAGAUGAUUUACCGCGGCAAUUUACUUCGCGCCCCCGCCAGUCCUUCACACGCCAAUCACACCAACGACUCUCAUCAGUUUCGCUACCAGGCCAGGUUAGGGGUUUGUGCCUGGAGGAAACGCAGUAUUCAGUGCUGACUGAAGUUUCCUGUCUAACAGACUGGAGCUGUCUCCAGACAAGCGUUUGAGAGGAGAGGGAGAGGGAAGCUGACAAAUCGGGAGCUUGGAAAGUUUAAAAACGUCUUUGGUCACUUUGUAAAGAGCCGAGCUGUAACUGUCAAACCUCUGGAAGCGCUCGGAAAGUUGCACCCGAGACAAAGACUGUUCUGGGGACUGCCCUUAGAGCUCGAACUUACAUCUGCGCUGCACUGACAGGCGGAGGAACGGCACAGACUGAACUAGUGUCGCCGAAGUGGUUCGCUUUGAAAGGAGAAAAAAACUUAUCGGAUAAAGUCCUAAAUCCACUUUUGCAUCGAGAAAUGCGCUAAAACUAUUCCAUGAAGGACUAUAUGGAGACGAGAAGAAGAGUUGUGGUGUCUUCGAGACGCGAAAGUUAGAUAAGAGGAGAGCAGAAGUGGAGUGGAGAUCACCGGAGAGUGAGAGGAGAGUCUACCUGAAAAAGGGGUCAGAUAAUGAAUUAGCGAACACGGAGCGACCUGUGUCCCACUCCCAGCCAAAACGAAGAUUCUGAAACAUUUUCAACAUUCUGAAGAAAGGGCUUGACUCCUGUUCCCCCAGCCCCAGUGAGCCAAUGGAUGUGGAGAGGGGCCCUCCUGUCAGCUCACCUGAGCCCCCUAAUGAUGGGGACCCAUGUCCCCCCACGGACAACCCAGUCCCCACCCCCAGUCCAACCCCCACACCCACCACAGGUCAACCCCAGACACGAUCUACCCCCAUACAUCCCACCCAGCCUUGCCUAACCCAGCCCACCAGCCAGCUACGCAACGGAGCCAAGCCCCACACACACACCCCACACACACACACCCCGCACUGCAUACACACGGCCAACACACAUGCGUCUCACCCCAAUGGAGUGAGGAACGGAGGGCCUCAUGAUCGGCCGGCCCCCAACUCCCUACCCAUGGCGGCCUCUUCCUCCUCCUCGUGUUCCUCAUCUGGGAUGAAGAACCCUAAGAAGCUCCAGUCCAACCCCUCCAUCACCUCUCAGAGCAGCAAGAGGAGCAAGAGCUCCUCCAAGAGCAACAGCUCCCAGAUACCUAUAGAGGCACAGGAUGACUGUUGUGUUCACUGUAUCCUGGCCUGUCUGUUCUGUGAGUUCCUGACUCUGUGUAACAUCGUGUUGGACUGUGCCACCUGUGGUUCGUGUGCGGGGGACGACUCGGCGUGUUUCUGCUGCUGCUGUGCCUCCGAGGAGUGCGGCGACUGUGAGCUGCCAUGUGACAUGGACUGUGGGAUCAUCGACGCGUGCUGCGAGUCUGCAGACUGCCUGGAGAUCUGUAUGGAGUGCUGUGGCCUCUGUUUCUCCUCCUGAGCCUUUCAAACUACACAGGGUGAUAUAUAUAUAUAUAUAUCUCACACACUGACACAGCUCAGGCUCAGUCAGCGAUACUGUAUAUAAUGACAAGAUGGUCUUGUCUCCAACCUAACAAUGGGAGUCAUUGUCCCAAAGGCAGGCAGUCUGCUUAUCGGUCUGCUUAUCGCUUCACCUCUUCCUCUCUGGCUCAGUAGAGAGGGCAGUGGAGGGGCGGAUCAUUGGUCAAUGUAAGGACAUAUCAUUGGCUUUGACCAAGGUAGAGCGCUGACAUUGUUUAAUGUUGUGGACAAUCCGUUGGAAUUGACCAAUCAAAGGACAGAGACUACUCUUUGGCUUCUCCUGCUCACCUCCUCUGUGUUGCUUGUCGGUUUACUAUAUCUCUCAUUGUUAUGCAGAUGUUUUGCUUAGACUGAUAUUGGAUUUUUGGGUCUGAUAACGAUAGGAGGGAGGCAAAGUCACUGAUUUACUGAUAUAUCACCCAAUAUAUUGUUUUUAGAGGUGAAUAACAUACUUUUUUUACACAAAGUGUGCUCCAAAGGAUUAACGGAUACUCUAAAUUAUAAUUUCUUAACAAAAUCUUAAAAUAAACAUUAUUUAAGAUAUCCACGAAAAAGCAACUAUAUCCUCUAUAAAUACAACAGUAAAACUUGUUUAGUGUCCCUUCUUAGACAAAUCUUUUAAGUUGUCCCUAUCUAUGGCAGUGGAUAAGUAUGCAAAAGUGCUUGUGUUAAACCACCACAAGGUUGAAUUGAUUAAACUUAGUCUCAAAGUAAAUCUGAAACCGCACUGUUCACAAAUUAGCAUUGAAAUGCAGUAACAUGCUGUUCCUAAUCUCACCGCUAGGUGUCAGCGUCAGCAUUUGUCUUGAGUAGAUUUACAAGCGUCUACAACAGUCAGAGGUCAUGUAAACAAACACUUUAUGGCAACCUUGCAAUGAGAGUAGGAUAUGACAAGCACAAGCUAGCUGUUCAUUACGACAAUGUUUUCUUACAGAAACCAUAUCUACAUCACUGUUAUUCAAUACGAAUAUAUUGGCUGUAAUUUUCAACUGCAAAUGGCUUGCGCAGAUAACUAAAAACAUUUAUGCAGGCAAAUGAUUGCCGCACUUGUUUAAUCACACGUUCUCAUUUAGCUAGCUAGCUAGAGUUAUCUCAUCAUGAACGCAAGCACAUGGCCUGCUUUUUGCAGAUUGCAUAUUUCGGAAAACAAACUAAAUAAGCCCACUGGCUAAUAUAAUAGGCCCAGACAGUAACAGUGUUCUUUUUGUAUCAAGAACGAUUGUUCACUUUGGCGCCCGUUCAGUGUUGCACAUAAGUAGCAUAGAUUGCUUGCUAGCAAAGUGAGCUACGUUGCUGGCUAGAUAGCUGAGCUUACGUUAACUAAGUGAGAAUGUGAUGAGGACAGGGCUGCUUGCUUGGUGAAGAGUACUUUUGAUUAUAUACUUAUUCAAAUACGUUGGCUGUGGCAAGCUACUCACAGUCUAACCACCAUGCCUACUCUCUCUCACGUUGUGACCUAGGCCUGAAUGAUGUUCAAAGAGCAGCUCAUAGAGCGCCCUCUUCAGGCAACCAUUGACCAUUAAAAAAGUGACCAUAAAUGAGCAGAGGUAUUUGUUUAUUCUAUGUAUAUAAUGUAACGAAACAGCAGGGAUCAGGUCUCGAACCCACAACCUUCGACUGUGGCGCAAAAGCAUGCUCAAGCGGCAGAGUCGAUUUCCGCGCUUAUAAACCCAGGGUCGUUACAAUAAUAUCUAUGCUUUAUCUGUAGAAUAAAUACCUAUACAAAUCUUUCUGCUAAAGGCUAAUAUCGGUCAACUGAUUUAUCAGUCGGGCUCUAGUCUUUCUACUGUACAGUCGCUGUGCUCCAGCGAUGGUUCUGGACAGCUUCUCUCUCUGGACUGUUCUUUUGGACUCUGUGAGCCAUCUCUUAUUACAGCAGAACACUCUGUGUCUCCAAAGGCUCAGCAGCACAAUGACUGGCUCUCCAUGCAUGAGAAUGACCUUGAAGGCAAAUGAGAAAAUGGCGCCAUUUAACAGGAUUUUUGUGUUUCAGUAGAUAAGACUGCAGAGUAAUGGGAAAAUGGUCGCUCAGAUCUGAGCAGCACUCUAGUUUGUCCUUGGCAAGGUUAAAGUCUUCCAGUUUUAGUGCUAACCAUUUCUUUCUCGACGUGCACAGUCCAUGUGGAGGGUCUGUCUACCGCGGUUGUCCUGUCAGAGUUGCUGGGACUGGGAGUAGGGGGCUCAGCUACAAACCAAUGGAAAUGGGCCAACAAUGCUACAGACAUUUUGUUCCAUAGCCCAUUAUUAGCACAUCUAAUUCAGCUAAUCAACAUAUAGAUUUUUAGCUGAUGAUUUGAAUAAGGUGGGUUAGUGCUGGGCUGAAUGAAAGUCUGCACACCCUUUGACUCUCGAAGAUCAGGAGUGAAGAAAACUGGUCACUACAGUAGAGUCCCAUGUAUGUCCAUGACCGGUAUGCGCGUUGUAGAAAGACCUAGCAAAGGACACAUCCUCCAUCUUACUCAAACAUGUGAAAGGAGAGCUCUUUCUCUUAGGGCUUUCCUCUUUCUGCGAUUUUAUUUUGAAUCUUAACCAUACUGUCUGGAUAUUUUGAAUGAUUUCCAUGUUGUAAACAGAUUUCAGACCUAACAGGUAGACUGGAAGAGAUCAUUCCAACUCUCAAUGCCUUUACCUGAUAUGUGUCAUUCUCAUGUACUGUACUGUAUUUGAACAGAAGGCCUCCACUUUACUCCAGGCCUGGAUUGUCUCUCCUCACUACAAAAAUUAUAUUAAUCCAUCUUAUUUUAUGUCGAUUGUUUUUCUUCUCUUCCAGUAUGAAAAUUACAUUUCUAUGUUAUCAGUUCCAACCUCUCUCCCUGUAAAGCAGUAGUUCUUCAAAAUGUUAUUUUAUUCCCAGACAUAAGAUAUCUGGGGAUAUUUUGCUAACUAAUUUGAAUGGUACGUAGAUUAGUUGUAUAGAAUAGGUUCUGCAAACUCAAACACUACAACACAUACCCCUUUCUGCCCAGCAACUCAUAUGCAAUUUGGACUAAAUCAUGUGUUUAUAUUGAAUAUCCUGUGGCUCCUGAUUGCUCUGAUCUGGCACUGUGUGGAUCCUGAUUGCUCUGAUCUGGCACUGUGUGGAUCCUGAUUGCUCUGAUCUGGCACUGUGUGGAUCCUCGCAUGACUGUGUGAGUUUUCUCAUACCAAAGAAAAUAGUUUUUGUAGCUUAGCCUCUGCCAAGUCUCCAACAUCCGGAUGUUCUGGUUUUCAGGGAAAAUGGAAAUGGAGCCUCUGAUGCUAUUCCAUUUUUGGACGUUAACAAGACGACUUUCCAUCUUAACUCCUCCUCCACAUUUACUGGAUUGGUUGAACAUUGCAGAAGAUCAACUUUUUUUCUUCUCAUCAAGACCAGUAUGUAGGGGAUCUAGUUUCAGGUGUAUAUUCUACUCCUGCUACGUCAGGUUUGUUUUGUGAUACAUCUUUAUCUAUGGAUCCUAUAUUCUGUACAAGGUUUUUAGCUUGGUUUUAGGGUAUAAUUUGGCUUAUCAAUGCCUAGCCCUAACUAUGUAGGGAGUUUUCAUGGAAUCUUUUUAAAAUCAGAAGUGUGAAUUUGAGAGAUAGAUGAAGCCAUAAUGAUAUUCGUUUGUCUUGGAUGCACUCUGAAUCAAACAGGAACACUAGCUAAUCUAGUCAAGUCGUAGUGUUUAUACUCAAAUAGUUAGGAGACAACUGGAAAAUAAAUGAACUUGAUAAUGCCCAGAUGAACAAUGACUUUCUGCAUUCCCUAACAGUGCAAGGUACCUUUCCAGUGCAAUCUCUCAUUUGAGUUUUUAAUUAUAAUAAAAAAAUAUAUUAAAAAAACAUUUGAUCAAAUGUGCCUUCAAACAUCUCAUGGAUAUAAACUGUAAUGUAAGCCUGCUCUGGUGAAAGCAGUAAAUUCAAGCAUUAUGUCCAAUACAUGUGUGUAGUGUUUACCCAGUGCUGUGUGUAAUAAAAUGACUGUGUAAGAAGUGA